UCGAUUGCUAUGAGUUGUAACCCUGACGAUUGGAAGAGAGAAACGUAAAAAGAACCAAAAAAAAAAGGGAACAAACAUCCUUAAUUUUGGUUAAUGUUAAGCUGAAAGUUCACUGGAACUCCAAUAUAAGGGAUGUCGAAACGCAGCGCUGAGGAUGCUGCGGCCACUGGCGGUAGCAGUUGCCUGGUGGCUGCCGCUGCUGCCGGUCAGCCGCCAAUCAAAAAGGUUCACUUCGAGCCGCAUCUAAUCGGGCCCGUCUCCACACUGGAAGAAAUGGACAUCAAAGUUCUGGAAUUCCAGAAUAAGAAGCUGGCCCAGCGCAUUGAGCAGCGAAUGCGUACCGAAGCCGAGUUGAGACAUCGAAUCGAGCAGCUGGAGAAGCGUCAGACCCAAGAUGAUGCUGUUCUCAAUGUGGUAAAUCGCUAUUGGAAUCAGCUGAACGAGGACAUACGUGUCCUGUUGCAACGAUUCGAUGCCGAGACAGCCGAUGAAUUGGAGAAUAAAAAUGAGAAUGAGGUGACCACAUCGUUUCUCACCCAACUUUCCACAUGGGACAAGGAAGAGCUCGAUGAGAAGCUCGCCAAUCGGGUACAAGUCUCGAAGAGAGCUGUGGCCAAAAUCGUUCAAGUUAUAGAUAGGUUAAUGCAAAGAAAUGAAAAGAUAACACAAGUUUUGAAGGGCGAAAAAACGCCAGCAUCUUCAUCAUCGACAACAGCGGCAGCAGCAGCUGGCGCUGGAGCUAGUGCCUCCGGUGGUGGAUCCGAUGACACAGAGCAGCCACCAUCAUCAGAUCCGGAAGCGUUGGCAUCAUGUGUUCAAGCCCUGGAGGAAACUCUGAAACAAACUCAUAUAGAAAUUAUGACCGAAAAUCGUAAAGUUCAAAAUUUAAAUACUUCGCUGCAUGAGAAAUUCCACACAAUGUCGCUGAAAAUGAAAGAAUAUCAAGAUGCCCUCACCGCCAAGGAGACGGAAAAUGCUGAACUGAAAAAUCAAAUCGAUGAGCUACAAUACGACUUGGAAAAGAUCCAUUGUCGCAAUGAUAAGCUGGAAAAUCAUUUGGCCGAAGCCAUUGAGAAGCUGAAGGCCUAUCAUCAAAUCUAUGGGGAUCCCAAUAAGACUACAACAAAUUCUUCCAAAAUGCCCACCGGCACAAGUGGUGGUGGUUCCGGCGGUGGUUCCGGCUCUGGUGGCGGCACAACCAAUGUAAAUAGCCAACAUCUCGAAGAGCUGCAAAAGGAACUCGAAGAAUAUCGUGAGUUGGCCAAUAACCGUUUGCAGGAACUGGACAAAUUGCAUGCAACACAUCGCGAGACACUCAAAGAGGUGGAGAAACUCAAGAUGGAUAUUCGCCAACUGCCCGAAUCGGUAAUUGUUGAGACCACUGAAUACAAAUGCCUGCAGUCUCAAUUCUCAGUUCUCUACAACGAGUCGAUGCAAAUCAAGACCAUGCUGGAUGAGACGCGUAAUCUGCUGCAGACAAGUAAAAAUCAACAUCUCCGGCAGAUUGAAGUGAUGGAGAGUGAAGAGCUAAUUGCCCAGAAGAAGGUACGCAGCGAGAUGAUCCAAAUGGAGGAUGUCCUGGCUCUCAUACGCAAGGAGUACGAAGCCUUACGCAUAGAAUUCGAACAGAAUAUGGCAGCCAAUGAGCAGACGGCUCCGAUUAAUCGGGAGAUGAGGCAUUUGAUAACCUCGCUCCAGAAUCACAAUGGCCAGCUGAAGGGGGAAGUGCAGCGCUAUAAACGCAAAUACAAAGAUACUUCCACGGAUAAUGUGAAGCUGCGCAAAGAGCUGGAUGACGCCUUGGCCAAAUUGGACAACAAUAAAUCCCAAUCCUCGGCCGGUGGCAGCGAAGAGGUCAAACAGGAAUUGGGUCUAGCAAAUGUAAAGGAGGAGAACAUGAAUAGUUCAUCAUAUUGCCAAGAUCCGGGCAGUGAUUCGAACAUGGCCAUUAAGGAGGAAAAUUCGGCAUCAGCUGAAGAUGAGGCUGACGAUGAUUGCAGCAGCAAGGAUGUGAAAGAUGGCAUAAAACAAGAGAAACUGCAGACUAACAGCGAGAAUAUGAAUGAGAAAAAAGAUUCACCGGGUCCAGCUAAUUCGACACAAGCAGCAGGUUCGGCAAAUGCCACAGCGAAUGCUGGCGGAGCCACGCCAGCUGCUGGUGCGGGUGCUGGUGGUGGUGGUGGAGGAGGCGCUGGAGGAGGUGGCAGUGCUGGGGCAGCAGGAGCUAAUGUCAAAACGGAAAAGGACUCGAAGGAGGGUGUCAAAGCCAAGGAAUUGAAGGCAGUCGAAAGUGAAACUGUUCGUGACCUAAAGGCCCAAUUGAAAAAAGCUUUGAAUGACCAAAAGGAAAUGAAGCUGUUACUGGAUAUGUACAAAGGUGUCUCCAAGGAUCAACGCGAUAAGGUCCAACUGAUGGCCACUGAGAAGAAAUUACGCUCCGAGAUAGAAGAUUUGCGGCAGCAAUUGAAAAAGCUGCAGGAAAGCAAACGAGAGGAGCGCAAAAAACUGGCCGAUGAGGAGGCCUUGCGCAAGAUCAAGCAACUGGAGGAGCAAAAAUAUGAACUACAAAAACAGGUGGCCAAUCACAAGCCCUCGGAGAAUGCUUGGAGUGGUGCCGGGGGUCCAGCCGGUGGGCCAGGUGGAGCCGGAGCCAAUUAUAGUCGACCCUUUGUCGGCUCACAUGAGGAGGAGGCCCUGCUUAAUGAGAUGGAGGUGACAGGUCAAGCAUUCGAGGAUAUGCAAGAGCAGAAUUCCAGAUUAAUUCAACAACUGAGAGAGAAAGAUGAUGCCAAUUUCAAAUUGAUGUCCGAGCGGAUAAAAGCCAAUCAAUUGCAUAAACUGCUGAGGGAGGAGAAGACGGUAUUGGAGGAUCAAAUGGCCACGGCCACAACUCAAAUCGAAGCCAUGCAUAUUGUCCUGCGUAAGCUGGAGGAGAAGGAACGCAGCUUACAGGCCACUGUGGCGUCCAUUGAGAAAGAGUUGAUGCUCCGGCAACAGGCAAUGGAAAUGCAUAAACGCAAGGCCAUCGAAUCGGCACAAUCGGCGGCCGAUUUGAAAUUGCAUCUCGAAAAGUAUCACGCACAGAUGAAGGAGGCCCAACAGGUGGUGGCGGAAAAGACCAGCUCCCUUGAGGCGGAGGCCUACAAGACGAAACGCCUUCAGGAGGAAUUGGCCCAAUUCAAACGCAAAGCGGAACGCAUGAAGAAAAUGGAAAUGUCCGGCACCACCAUCGAUGAGGUGAUGAUCGAAGAGAUUCGCGAGUAUAAAGAAACUCUCACAUGUCCUUCCUGCAAGGUCAAACGCAAGGAUGCUGUCCUAUCCAAAUGUUUCCAUGUCUUCUGCUAUGACUGCCUCCGCACCAGAUACGAGACGCGGCAGCGCAAAUGCCCUAAAUGUAACUGCGCCUUUGGCGCAAAUGAUUAUCAUAGGCUAUAUCUCCAGUAAAUUUAACUCAUUUAAUAUGUAUAUAUAUAUAUAUAAAACGCCUAUAUAUAUAUAUAUAUUAAUCCUUAUUUCUAUCUUGGUAUAAAUCAUUGCAGCAUUAGCAAGUUUCACUAUCCCAUUCAUUUCUUGAAAAACAACACGAAAAAAACACUUCAUUUUCAUGAGUCAAUUUUUUUUUCCAACCACCCCCCCCCCCCCUCUCAUAUGAGACACAAGUUCAGUUCUAUCGGUUUAUACAAAUAUAUAUAUAUUAUAUAUAGCUUUUAGUUUUUUGUAAAUCAAACUUUAAUUUUAAAGAAACGAUCUAAUUUUUGGAAACUAAAUGUUCGAAAAACAACUAAAUAAAUGGCUAAAAAAUAUUAAGUUUAGUAUA
Molecule: messenger RNA, 3817 nt
Organism: Drosophila willistoni
Lineage: Eukaryota; Metazoa; Arthropoda; Insecta; Diptera; Drosophilidae
Gene: Bre1
Product: E3 ubiquitin-protein ligase Bre1
Exons: 4
Coding region: 133-3444 (1103 amino acids)
Cellular component (GO): HULC complex; nucleus
Molecular function (GO): ubiquitin protein ligase activity; metal ion binding
Source: RefSeq, a predicted model, not a curated record